Molecule: messenger RNA, 595 nt
Organism: Rubroshorea leprosula
Lineage: Eukaryota; Viridiplantae; Streptophyta; Magnoliopsida; Malvales; Dipterocarpaceae
Source: the annotation of a GenBank genome assembly
CUGCUUUACUCUGCCUGAAAUUUGCCGUUGAUUUGAUGCUUCUCAGAGACUGAGCCCCGUCGUGCUUCGGCGAAACUUAGCUUUCACUCUUCUAGCGAUUUCGCUUUAUCUUGAUCCAUCUCUUCGCAUCUAGGGAAGGAAGAGAAUCAGUUAUGGCUCUCUCCCUUGACUUGCAGGAUUUUCUGCUCCGUGCUCGAGUUCUGAAGCUCUACAGGCAAGCACUAAGGAUUGCACGAAGAGCUCCUGAUCAUUCAAGAGAUGAAUUGAAGCAGACAAUUAGGCGAGAGAUGGAGAGUAAUAGGAACUGUAAUGACAAGCAGAGGAUCCGUUUCUUGAUUAGUGAUGGCAUAGAGAGAUUAAAAAGUCUGGAUGAGAUGCUUGAUAUGCAAGGACACUGAUAAUCAGACCAUAGGAACUUCAUUUCUUUCUUUUAAGGAUAAUUGCAAUGGUAAUUUGAACAGCCUUCAUCUUUAGAUGACUGUUCUCUACUAAUGUUGUAUUGUUUCUUAACACUGUAACCCAGCACUUUGAUGCAAUCAUGUUGUAAACGAUGGAAAACUUCCUUCAAAAGCUCAAAUAAAAUAUAUGUUUGAGG